GACCAACCAUGUCGAAAGCUCCCGUCAUCCUGUUGGCGUCCGUGAUUGGCUGCCUGUCCGCGGUGCAUGCCGGGUACGUGCCGGAUGCCUGUAUGAACUGUAUCUGCUACGUGCAGUCCGGUUGCCACAUGCCGGACCCGAUCUGUCACAUGGACGGCGGCUCGCUUUCAUGUGGGCCCUUUCAGAUACAACAGAGGUAUUGGGAAGACGCACGUCGCAAGGGAGGUCCACUCAUGAACGACUGGCAGAUUUGUUCAGCGUCUUGGACGUGCAGCCGCGAUGCCGUGAACGGGUACAUGGAGCGGUACGCCGUCCAGUCACGGCUGGGACACGGCCCGACCUGCGAGGACUUCUCCCGCAUCCACAACGGCGGGCCCAACGGCUUCAAGAACCCGGCAACUCUCGCCUACUGGGGACGGGUCAAGAAGUGUCUGGGAGGUGGUCCCGAACUGAACGAGAUUGGCCUGGAGCAGAACGCGCAGACCAAGAAUCACACCAAGUUGGGCUGAUAACUAGCUCGUGCCAAACCUAAAAGCUAGUCGCUACACUGACUACGCUGACUAAUAGCACAGGGCAUUUUGCCAGAGGAGCUUCGCUACCAAAGGCCGGGUUUGGAUUCCUGGAGGAGGGAAAAUGUUAACCAUGGCAUGGACUGACUGUCCUGGCCAAUUACUUACCGAAUUCUACGGUAUGUACCCCAGUAGGAAGGCCUGGUGGAGGCUAGCUCAAAGCUGUGGCAUCCAGCCAAAAACAAAAGCCAUAUACGCACUGUAACACGCUUUCUGCUUGGCCUGGCGUAAAUCUUAGCAGACGAAGACAAAAGAACACUCGGUCAUUUACUCUGUUUGCAUUCGGAUCACGAAUAUCUUAGAAUCUUGUAUCUCCAGCUCUGUAGCCUUGUGAACAAAUCUUCAAACUCGAAUGCAUUGAACAUGUUUGCAUGUUA
Branchiostoma floridae (Florida lancelet) is the source of this 946-nucleotide messenger RNA. RefSeq names its product lysozyme-like. Lineage: Eukaryota; Metazoa; Chordata; Leptocardii; Amphioxiformes; Branchiostomatidae. The record is from RefSeq and is a predicted model, not a curated record. The transcript is spliced from 4 exons. Gene Ontology annotation, molecular function: lysozyme activity. Bases 9 to 509 code for a protein of 166 amino acids.